Punctularia strigosozonata HHB-11173 SS5 is the source of this 849-nucleotide messenger RNA. RefSeq lists its product as uncharacterized. Gene Ontology annotation, molecular function: protein heterodimerization activity. The coding region runs from base 1 to 849 and encodes 282 amino acids. Gene Ontology annotation, cellular component: transcription factor TFIID complex. Gene Ontology annotation, biological process: transcription initiation at RNA polymerase II promoter. The record is from RefSeq and is a predicted model, not a curated record. The transcript has 4 exons. Lineage: Eukaryota; Fungi; Basidiomycota; Agaricomycetes; Corticiales; Punctulariaceae.
AUGUCGUACGCAGCCCAAACGCCGGUGUACCAGUUCCCAAGUAAUCCCGUUCCACCGAGCGCCUACGCGUACCCGGUCCAACCUGAAAGCACGCUGGUGUUACCGGCAGCUGAAACGCCUGCCGCACCGGAUGCGUCGUUCGUGAACUCGCGCGUGGCGUCACAGGCCGUCGAGCAGCUCGUGUCGGCACAGCUACGCGUUGCGGGCUUCAAGUCGGCGGAACCCGCAGCGCUCCGGCGCUUGGAGGGCGAAGUCAUCGCAUUUGUAGAGAGGUUGUAUGAGGAAGCGCACAACUAUGCCAACCUCGCCAACAGGUCGGGCCCUCUGGUCACCGACUUGAUGAAGGCUUGUGGCGAGAAGAGUCUGGAACCCAAGGACCUCCACGUCUGUGCUGUAAAGUCGGCUCGGAAGAUGGAACGUGUCUGGACGCUCUGUUUUCCGACAGGCCUCGGUAUACGCAGCGGAUCCCUUACUACACUACUUCCACCGCCGCCCGAGGAGCCUCAGCCAGAGAUGCUGGGGUCAGAUGACGAAGAGGCCCCGAAGGUGCCGGCCACGCUCCGGGCGAUGCCACACCCACUACCAUCCUUACCCCCCAAGCAUACAUAUUUGAAGACACCCAUCGCACCACCGAGAAAGACAGCCAUACCAUCGUUAGAAAAGAAGCUCAAGACCGCCGGCUUGGUUCAGGAUUCCCUCAAGAACCUAUUAUUGGCCACGGAAGAUACCACUGGCCAAGAGGACGGGGAACUCUUCGGUCACAUCGUCAACUGGGAGGCGACGACGCACCCACGGAAGCGCUGGAAAUUGGAUUCGGGAUCGUCCCGGUGGGGCAGGAUGGAGAGCUGA